AUGGACAUGAAUUAUGCUGCGAGCACUUCACAUCCGUAUUUUAAUGUAACCAGUACGAUGACACAUAAGCAAGGUGCUUUUGAUAUGGAUAACAAAGCCCUAUUUCGAUCUGCUAUAGUGAUUGCAGCCGUAACAUGUUCGAUAGCGGUGUGGGCAAUAAUAAAACUGUACAGGAGACGUUCCCGGAAUCGAAUCCGUCGUUAUGAUUUAUUGUCUGUGAAGCAGUUAGCACCAGAGUUGGUGGCUGAUUCUGAAAGCAGCGAAGAUGAAUUAUUUGAAUCGUCGACAAUGGACGACGCAAAUCGGCGACUCGUCUCUGGUAGUCGUCAAUAA
Molecule: messenger RNA, 333 nt
Organism: Anisakis simplex (herring worm)
Lineage: Eukaryota; Metazoa; Nematoda; Chromadorea; Rhabditida; Anisakidae
Source: the annotation of a GenBank genome assembly